Messenger RNA from Staurois parvus, 345 nucleotides. Lineage: Eukaryota; Metazoa; Chordata; Amphibia; Anura; Ranidae. The record is from the annotation of a GenBank genome assembly.
GAGUCGUCUGGCAAGACUGCGGGCACCGAGUCGUCUGGCAAGACUGCGGGCACCGAGUCGUCUGGCAAGACUGCGGGGGCACCGAGUCGUCACCGAGUCGUCUGGCAAGACUGCGGGCACCGAGUCGUCUGGCAAGACUGCGGGCACCGAGUCAACUGGCGGACAGCGGGCAUCGAGUCAACUGGCGGGACUGCGGGCACCGAGUCGUCUGGCAAGACUGCGGGCACCGAGUCGUCUGGCAACACAGCGGGCACCGAGUCGUCUGGCAAGACUGCGGGCACCGAGUCGUCUGGCAAUGACUGCGGGCACCGAGUCGUCUGGCAAGGCACUGGGCGGGCACCGAGU